Esox lucius (northern pike) is the source of this 2773-nucleotide messenger RNA. Its product is annotated as semaphorin-4F. Gene Ontology annotation, molecular function: chemorepellent activity; semaphorin receptor binding. Gene Ontology annotation, biological process: positive regulation of cell migration; neural crest cell migration; semaphorin-plexin signaling pathway. The transcript is spliced from 14 exons. The coding region runs from base 49 to 2097 and encodes 682 amino acids. NCBI's taxonomy places the organism in Eukaryota, Metazoa, Chordata, Actinopteri, Esociformes, Esocidae. The record is from RefSeq and is a predicted model, not a curated record.
UCACGCGCGGAAGAAUGUUCGUCAACCGACAUUCUGAUACCUUGCAACAUGAAGUCCACCUGUUUAACUGGAGUGAUAUUUUGGCUAACUACUUGUUCAACUUAUCAAACAACCAAACACGAAGGAAUAAAUUCAACAUUGGUUGUGUCCAAUGCCAGCGUCUUCCUUCUGGAUCCCAGCUCUGAAACACUGUACCUGGGGGCCAGAGGCUCUAUCCUGGCCCUGCACCCCUCCAACCUCACCUGGAAGUACCCACCGAUUCAGUGGGAGGUCACAGAAAAUGAUACGGAAGCCUGUAUUCAAAAAGGCCAGAAGAAGGAUGACUGUGCUAACUACAUCUGUCUGCUGGAGUUUCUGAAGAAUGGGACUGUCUAUGUCUGUGGCUCCUACGCCUUCGACCCACAGUGUGCUUUCAUGGACCCUGCAACAUUCUCCCUGAUGAAGGAUGGUGACAAAGUGAAGAUGGUACAGGGAAAAGGAAAGUGUCCUUAUAACCCCAGGCAAAGUCACACAGCUGUUACUGCAGAUGGUGUACUGUACACCGCUGCCUGUUACAACUUCAUGUGCACAGAGUUUGACAUCAUCAGGGCAACAGAUCCACCAAAUCAACCAGUGCGCAUAUUCAAGUCUAUGAAAUUGCUCAAUGAUCCCUGGUUUGUGAGCUCUGCCCUGGUCAAGGACAGCCACGGAGAAGAUAAGAUCUACUUUUUUUUCACUGAGAUUGCAGAAGAGUAUAACCCUGAGGUCAGAGUCACACGGGUUGCCAGGGUUUGCAAGAGGGAUAUGGGGGGCUCUAAAAUCCUGCAGAACGAGUGGACCAGUUUCCUGAAGGCUCAGCUGGUGUGUAAGGAUCAGAACAAUGUCCGGAGCUACACCAUCCUGUCCCACGUCUACCCCCUGGAACACCGCGUCGGAGACCCCAGCAGCACACACUUCUACGCCCUGUUCACCUCCCACUCGGAAGGAGAACGUGUGUCAGCGGUGUGUGUGUACAGCCUGGCUGACAUCAGUAAACUGUUUGCAACUGGAGACUUCAGGGAAAUGCCGACGGGGUCCUCUGUGCCGAGCCCCCGACCUGGACAGUGUGAAUAUGAUAACCAGACAGCCUGGGACUCUCUCCAUGUGCCUGACAAGGUGCUACAGUUCAUCAAGGAACACCCGCUAAUGAGUCAAACUGUGGACACAGUGCCCCUUCUGGUGAGGUGGGGAAUCACAUACACCAGGAUCACAGCUGCCAACAUGUCCAACAGUGACGCCGCUGUGCUAUACCUGGGCACGGAUCAGGGGGAGUUGCACAGCAUUUCUGUUGUCGGUCGUAACGUCACUCUGCUAAAUGAGAUCGCCAUCACAAACUUGGUGGAGCCCAUCAACAACAUCCUAAUACACCAGGGCCAUGCUUUGGUGGGCUCCCCCUCUGCUCUGUCCCGUGUCCUGGUGGAUGGGUGCGCCGUGUAUCCCACCUGUGAGGUGUGUGCCCAGGCACAGGGCCUAGGCUGCAAAUGGGACGCCAAGGAAAGAGCGUGUGUGGCGAAGUCUACACAAUCUCCAGUACAAAAUAAAUCAGAGGACCCUUUGAAGGCAUGUGGCACUGGAGAGGGGCGUUGUUCCCCUUUGGUGAAGGAGCUGCAUGUGAGAGCGGGAUUGUUGGUCGUCCUGCCUUGCAUCAACCUCUCCCCUCUCCCCUGUGUCUGGGAGCACCCCCAGGGCCGCCACACCCCGCUGCUGCACUCCUUCCUGAUGGUCACUGUCUCCAGAGACAACGAGGGUCUAUACUCCUGUCGCUGCCCAGCCCAGAGGAAUGGUUUCUUGGACAGCGAGCCCUGCCUCACAGCCUCCUACCUGCUGACCAUGGAGGAGCCUAAUAUCAAUUACAGGGUGCAACCUAUGAUGGAGACACAGCCAGCGGGGUUGUUAGUGGUCUGUGUCCUGCUGGGGGCGCUGUUGGGAGCUUUAGUUGCCACUGUAUUUCUGAAAAGGCGAAGCUGGCGAACACAACACACCACAUUGGCGGACAGAAACGGAAGUGGAACCAAUCAGGGUCAGCGGGAACGAGGCUUUGAGAAUGAGCUGGUGAUGACUGAUGCACCUCUGGGCUAAUCUGGACUGCGAUUUCUUUGGAGAGAGACUUGGAGAGCGACUUGUAUGAUCUAAAUGUGUCCUAUUUGACAUGGGAUGUGACUGUAAAAAAAGUAUAUUUUUAUAUUGCACCAUUUUGUAAUGUUAAAAGUGUCAUAGAAAAUUAUUUUUCAAUAUAGGACUUUUUUUUAUGUCAACUUUAUUUUCCAUUUAGGUGCAGUAAGUAUUCAUUCAAUAAGUAGUUUCCAGUAUCAUAUGAUUUAAUAAUACAAUAUACUUAAGCAGCCAAGUCUAAUACUUUAGGCAGCUGAGGGCUGCUUGACGGUGCUUGUUAAUGGACGUGCACACUUGAGUUGUUACUUAGUUCAUUGUCCACACAUAAGUUAGUAUGCUUGGAUUGUAGUUUAUUUUACCGUGACUGGUUUUCAUUUCCCAUUAUGCAAGAGUCCAUCAACAGUCAAUAAAUCCAUAGUUCACCAAUACAUUUUUUCUUCCUGCACAGCAUGGCAUGACAUAACUUAGCGUAGCAUAGUGUAGCGGUCAAAAAACUGUGUGCACUUUCCCUCAAGCAACACCUAUCGUCUGAAGGAAGGUUCCUACCUAAAUUCAAUUACCAAAUACCCAAAAAGAGCCCCCUAGUGGACACACUUGAUAAGAGUUUAGGCAAAGACAAAAAAAUGGCUCUUACAUACCGGCC